Messenger RNA from Mycosarcoma maydis (corn smut), 3009 nucleotides. RefSeq lists its product as uncharacterized. Gene Ontology annotation, molecular function: ATP binding; protein serine/threonine kinase activity. The record is from RefSeq and is a predicted model, not a curated record. Gene Ontology annotation, biological process: protein phosphorylation. NCBI's taxonomy places the organism in Eukaryota, Fungi, Basidiomycota, Ustilaginomycetes, Ustilaginales. The transcript is spliced from 2 exons. Bases 1 to 3009 code for a protein of 1002 amino acids. Gene Ontology annotation, cellular component: cytoplasm.
AUGCCUUCAACCGUAGCAACGGGUACCGAGGCGGUCACUUCGAGCGGAGCUCACAAUGGUCCUCCCGCCUUUAUCGAGUUUGCGCUCGGGGGCAAGCGGCUGGUCCGUUACAAUCGCAUGGCUCGCAGCGGCGACGCCGAUGCAGCCGUGUUGGGCAAAGGCGGAUUCGGGUGCGUCUACCGAUACGCCAUCGAUUCUUCCUUCACGCCUCCUUCGUCCAUGGAUCUCUCGCUUUCUCUUCACUCGGCUGCUGCACAUCGUCACGCGUCCGAACCGGACUCAUCAAUGUCCUCGGAACUGCAGCACGACCGCUCUCCACCACGAAGCCGUCUUUGCGAUGAACCAGUGGCCACCAACACGCUUAUGAAGCCCGCCUCUCUUGUCGCCGUCAAGCUCUGCCGUACGCCUUGCUCUGGCUCUUUUGAUGAGCUGCAAAAGACGAGCUUGAUUGACAAGCGCACUCGUCGAGCCGAUAUGCAGGACGAAACCAAGGCACACGUCCGCAUCGUCCGCGGGGAAGGUCGCAUCUUUCAGUAUCUCCAAGCAGCCCAUCAAGCUUCGGGCCGUUGCGAUGAUCCUCGGCUCGUCAAACUCGUCGCCAACCUUCCCGCUAAUGGAAUCGCACGAGCCGCUCAGCUCGAUGCGCUCGAUGCCUCUUUCGACGAGGAAGAUGGUCCACCGACAAGGCUGCUCGUUUUCGAGAAGCUCAUCGAGCUAGAUGCCGAGCGCACACCGAAGGGCUGGAUCAAGUCCAACAAGACGUGGUCGCACGAGCGCGUAGAAAAGGUUGCUUGCGAGGUUAUGCAAGGACUUCAGUUUCUCCACGAGCACAAUGUGACGCAUGGUGACUUGAAACCAUCCAAUCUCAUGCUUGAUCCUCGCACUGGCGUCUCCAAGAUCAUCGACCUGGGGGCGAGCCGCCGAUUUGUGCAUCUUUCCAACAAGGAGCGCAACAAUCGACGCGCGGUCGAGGACCAGGAUCGCCAUCUUUUAGCGCGCAGACUUCCGGUGCCUCGACUCGCCCCCGAGCUCUGCGAAGGACUUGGAUCGCUGACUGGAUCGCCAUACUACAUGGCGCCCGAAAUCCUGCUUCAAGCGACGAGAUACGUCGACACUUCCGGUCGGGCUCGCUCGGUGUUGGAGGACUACGAAUUCGACUUUACCUCUUUUCUUCCUCGAGAGCUAUGGGGCAUGUACCAUGUUGGCUUGAGCGAUCUGAGGCGAGGAUGGGGCAUCCGCGCUGACAUCUGGAGUUGGGCUUGCACUGUGCAAGCGCUCUUGCUGAAAACGGUGCAAGAAGACCAGCGGCCCAGCAGCAGCACCAUUUCGCCUUACGACUUUUCCUUCUCGCGUCACUGCGACGAGAUGAUGGAGCCGUUGCACGAAAAGAUGACGGGGGAGGACAACGUUCCGCGAUUUCAUCAGUGGUGCCGCGUCUUGCCGUUGCUCAUUGUCCGCAUCGCACUCGAGCCGAUUCCACUGACACCUCAAGCUGAAGGCUGUUCGCCAGCCUUACGAUCUGCGCUCAAGGCGUCGCUUCGACAUCAAGACCUAAGGCCUACCGCAGACGAGCUUGUUGAGAUGCUCCAGGUGACGCGACCUUGUUCGCGUGGCUCCAAGGCAGCAUUCAUGGGCGCACGGUCCGACUCUGUACGCAAAAUGGGUGCGCGACAGCCGAGCAUUGAAGCAGGCCGAACCCGUCCACAGCUUGUGGCAGUCGGCGAUAAGACAGUUUCGCCUUUGAUGGACAGCACUGAGCCCGAGAGCUCGAGGUACGCGACCCCGUCCCUGUCGCACGGCGCUUCGACUUUCAGCAGCCCACAACAUACCUGCGAGACGGCCAGCCGAGGAUGUCGGAACGUGGCUACGGAUGCCGAUCGCAAGGUGCGUUUCGAGGCGGGCACGACAGAGUCUACGUUCCUUGUGGCACCUAGGUCGGAGAACCGAUUGAGUUUCGAAAAGGAGCUCAAUCAUGGCGACCCGGUACCUCAAGGUUUUGAGCUUGUGAGCCCGGCUCGGGUGGGGAAGACGCGUACAAGUCCUUUGCGCGCAGGGAUCCGACCGGCAACGGCCAAUGCGACACUGCAGACUCCGUCGUUGGGCAGCGCCCGCCGCACGCACACAGAGCCCAUGAGUGGUGUGAAGGCGGCGCGGUCGCACCCGUCGACACCUACUCGCACCUUGGCUGGAGGCAUGCACACACGACUGGGAGGAAGCGAUGCCGACGGCGGCUGUCAAGGCUUGCAAAAGCGUACACAAGAGCGUGGCGAUGGUGCAGGUGCGGCUGCGGCUGCAAAUGUGUCGAUAGGAGCGUCGGACGGAUUGGGGAUCAAUUUGCUGGUGGAGGAUCUGCGCUGUCUGCAAGUGAACCGUCCUGGAGCAUUGCGUACGAUCAAGGCCGGUACGAGUGCAAGUGUACCUUCGAGCCCCGUGUCACACGGGCGUGGAGCAUCGAUGCCAAUGCUUACUUGUUCGACGGUAGAGGACGGAAAAGCGCCGUAUCGCAUGCCACCAACAAUGACACUUGGCUCUGGGAGACGUCUAUUUGGGGAUGACAUUGGCGGAUCACCGCGCAGCAGCAUGGCGGAUGGUAGAGGUCAUAAGCACAGCAGCUUGAUGGCGACGCUCAAGGAGAAGCAAGUGCGGCUGAAGCAAAGUUCGAUGAAGCUGAUGGGCAAGCGAGGGAGCGCGAUGCGUAGCGCCACAGAAGAUGGACAUGGCACAGGGUUGGAGCACGGACGCGAUGGGGAAGGCAUGGCAGAUGAGGAUCGAGUUAACAAGAUCGGAGGCCAUGAGCGGUACCAGAUGAUACGCCAGGCUGAAAGCCAGACGAUGAGCAGCUUGCCGACGGUGCCGUUGGAAAUGUCACCGAUCGGAAUGCGAUCGCCAGGGUUGAACAUGCACCAUGCAGGUUCUGCGAGCCGGCGGUCGACGACGAUGACAGGGGACGACCAUUCGGCAUCCAAGCCGCUGAUCCGACGCCUGUUUACAUGGAGUACAUUGUCCUAA